UUAUGCACAAGCAAAGGGGUCCAGUUGUUUACGUCUUGGAUCUUGCAGACAGACUGAUCUCAAAAGCCUGUCCAUUUGCUGCAGCGGGAAUAAUGGUUGGCUCUAUCUAUUGGACAGCUGUGACUUACGGAGCAGUGACAGUGAUGCAGGUUGUAGGCCAUAAAGAAGGUCUGGAUGUUAUGGAGAGAGCAGAUCCAUUAUUUCUUUUAAUUGGACUUCCUACUAUUCCUGUCAUGCUGAUAUUAGGCAAGAUGAUUCGCUGGGAAGACUAUGUGCUUCGACUAUGGCGCAAAUACUCGAAUAAACUACAAAUUUUGAAUAGUAUAUUUCCAGGGAUCGGUUGUCCUGUUCCUCGAAUUCCAGCUGAGGCUAAUCCUUUAGCAGAUCAUGUCUCUGCUACCCGAAUUUUGUGCGGGGCACUUGUCUUUCCUACUAUUGCAACAAUAGUUGGUAAAUUGAUCUUCAGUAGUGUUAACUCUAAUUUACAAAGGACAAUCUUGGGUGGAAUUGCUUUUGUUGCCAUAAAAGGAGCAUUUAAGGUUUACUUCAAACAGCAGCAAUAUUUACGUCAGGCACAUCGCAAAAUCUUAAAUUAUCCAGAACAAGAAGAAGCCUAAAACUGUGACUUCUGGUUGUUCUACAGUCCUCUCAUCCUUAUGAAUCUGUUGUAUUGUUUUGAUUCCAUCAUGAAUGCACUUGUGGAGACUUGUGACAAGCUGCUGCUCCUAUACUUUUAAAGAAAUAAUAAGGCACUUAGGGCAGGGGAAAUUGUCUUGGUAAUCACGGAACCUAAGGAUGUGAUUUGUUUCAUUGUUUGGUAUGUAUUUCUUUUGUGGCAGUCAUCUGAACCAUUAUCUUAGCAUGGGAUUUGUUGAUAUUUUCUUCAGACAGAAAUGUAAAGAUCAAGCUGUGCAAUUAUUAAAAAAUGCACAUACCAUUUUCUUCAAAUGCCUCUUUUGUACAUGUUCAUGUUUAGUGUUUUCUUAGUCAGCAAUUCAAUGAAGGUACUAUGAGGAUUUUUCUCACUGGCAUAAUUUGAUUACAUACUAAAUGGAAGCAUAUGUUAAUAUGAGGAAAUAAUAAAUUAAAUGAGUUAUAAACCAAUAACAAACCAAAAAUGUAUGUAAACAUCUGAAUGAUCCUCUGAACAAAUGAGAUUUUGUUGUGUUUUUCUUAACCCAUGUGAUGUCCUCCAAAAUGUGUAGGGUAAAAAUUUAUAGGGCUUCCAGAUCACUUUUUCAAUAUUAAAUUUUAUGUAUAUAAUGUUGACAUCUCAUAGUUCAUAAUGUAAUUUUGACUUAUGCAGUCUUGAUUUGUGUGUGUGUGUGUGUGUGUGUAUGUGUCUGUCUGUCCAUCUCAGUGUCUCAUCAGGUCCUACCAUCUCUAGAGUAAGUGUUUUAAAUCCAUAUUUCUAGAUUUUUUUUUUUUAAUAAUCAGCGCCCAUAUUUGUAGCAGUUGAUGACCAUUCUAGUCAAGGCACAGCAAAGUGUUGACAGACAGAGGAUGCCUCUGAACCAUGCAGCCCAGGCAGUCAGGUCUCUGAUCCAUCUGAAGGGAUUGAAAAGACGAAGGAAGACUGAGAUGCCAUAAUGCAUUGCUGAGGUGAAUUGUUUGAUCGGAUGAUGUGUGGAACUCUCCGGAGAAGUCAGGUUUUGGACUAAAGGCAUAGUAGGCAGGAUCAACCAUAUGUGAACUCACAACUGAAUCAUGGUGAAUGUCUGAGAGUUCAAAGGGAGAAUAAACUGGUGCUUGACCGUGCGAUGGUGUUACAUAGGGUGCAGGCCAGACUCUGUCGUGCCUCAGAUGAGACUUCCAUUACUUAUUUGGUGUGAUAUAUAUCUGCCUGGACCCACCUUAGGAGACCCAAUAUGAAGAAUUGUGUUCCAAGGGUUUAGAUACGACUGUGCUUCCACGGCGGUUGACAGACAAAUAGGCCUACUCAGUUGUCAUGUUCAUGGUUUGAUGCUCCUUGAUUACAUAAGGCCACAUGGUGGCUAUUGUGCCCAUAAUGAUCCCAGUGAUUGUGUUACCGUGGAGCCACCAUUGUGGAGUGUGUGACCCAUAACAAGCUGAGAGGCUAAUGCACGUAACUCAAAUCUUGGUCAAAUGAUAGGAUGUGUAUCUACUGAAAAAAAUUUCACAUUAAGUCUGUGGUAUAUCUUUGUUCAACUGAUUGUCUUCACCUAAGAGGUGGGGCCGCAGCACCCAGAUAGUUCACCAUCUACUAUUGUCCCAUUCCCUAGUGAGACUUCCUUGUGUAGAUCAUGAAACAUCAGUCUUGUAUCAUUGAUUAUGGUAGUAAAGGGUGAAUAUAGGUAUGAUUAUUGAAUAUCGUUAUCUUACUAUGCAUAGGUGUAAAUGGCAAGGUUUGAUUGGCAUACAAUGUUGAACAAUCUUCAGAGGAACUGUAGAUGUGACCUGAUGAAAGAGCUACUACUGUGACAUCCCUCCAUCUUGACAUUAUACUUACACCACCAGAAAUCACACUUGGAGGGAUCCUCAGGAAUGUUGCUUACAAACCUGCAUCCUUCUCAGUGGAGAGACCUCUUUGUAUACUCACUGGAUGAAUGUACUCUCCCCAAAAAAGAAGUCUCACAUCCAUCAAUAUAGCAGUACUCCAGGCAGGCUUCUAAUUUUAUCAAAGAGUAGUAAGCUAAGGUUAUGUUGCAUCUACUCAACUCAAGGGUUCUUCACAAGGUACAGUCCUAUUCAGGCUCCUGUGUCGUGACUAGUAAGGCACUUGAAAGCGCUUGUAGUAAUAUUGCACUCGCCCGUCAUCCCACCUAUCUUCUGACUGUCAUGAUUGUGAGGAGCAGCAGUGGCCUGGACUGCAGGUGGUGGUGCUGUUCCCUCAGGGAUCAGAUCAAGCCUUCCAUGUUGUGUGCCUUGAAUAGAUCCAGAAUGUGUCAAAGAGAUAGCAGUUUUAAUUUUUGUUAGCCCUCCCUCUGUUUCUUUGAUCUUUAUGCCUAGAGUGUGAGCAGGGUCAUUCACACACACCUGUAUAAUGCCUAACCUGCUUGAUAGGUAGUCUUUAAGCUCUUGGGUAUCAUCUGAAACAUCACCUUCCUUGCUAUUAUGUUCCUCACUCAGUGGAUGUGGUCUUGGCCUCUUCUUGAUGUUCGAUACUAGGCCGUUCAAGGAUUUUGGAGUCUCUCCCUCCACACAGCUCUUCAGGGUCUUGGCUGGCAUCUCCAGCAGCAGAGCUGGGCCCCCUGGGUACCACUGGUCUCUCAGUUGCACAUUUGGGGUCUGUUGGUUGACCUUUGACACAAGACCUGAGCUCCUGAGGAGUUCUGCGAGGCUAUGACAUCUUUGUCAUGCUCCAUGUGCCGAGUGGAAGAUGUUCCUAUUUCUAGAAAUUAGACCUGCCAGUUAAUAGUGGUUUGAACAGAGAACAAUUUGCAAAAGAAAAAAAAAAAUCGAUAAAGUUAGUUCACUCUCCUCUUUCACUGAUUCAGUUAUUCAGACAUCUGCCGAUCACCUCUCCUCACCCAGGCACUAUGCAGAGUGCCAUGGGAUAUAGUGAGCCAGACAGACUUGGUCCCAGCUCUUACAGAGUUUGCAGUCUAGUUUCAGCAGAAAACCAGCAGUAAAUAAAUCAAGGUGAGGCCUUGAGCUCUCUGUUUUUAUAUCAGUCCAUGAGGAGAAAAUUAUGAAAACAAGAUGUCUUGAGUAAAUAUUAAAUACUGGGAUCAUUGUUUUUUGGCUUAUCAGUUUAUUAUAGAAAACUCAUCGUAAUGUUUUUAGGUUUUUAAUUGUCGUAUUGAUGAAUCUAGCACCUUAAUAAUCACUGUUUAACUAGUUUUGUGUUCAUUUUUCUAAAGCAAUUAUUUAUUUUAAGCCAUUUUCAACAGAGUGGCCAUUUUAAUGUUGCUCAGCAAUCUAAAUGGUCUUGCAGUUCUUUUCAUUAAUUGAAUUUAAAUAUUAAAAAGAUAUUUCCAAAACCCUGUUUAUUUUCUUGUUCACAGUAUCUAAUGCAUGACAAUAGUAAAUGUUUCCCCUUAUUGAUAAGUGGCCACUUUAGGAGUGUAGCAAAUAUAGAUUGAGCUAUGUUAGAUUGCAAUAAUGUAUGUUAACUUUAGUAAUUAACGACUGGUACCCUUCCAUAGUAUGCAUGUCUUAAUUUUGAGUUAUAACAUCACAUUUAUGUGAAUGGCUGUUGAACAUGUAAAGUUCCUUUUUUGAGGAGGAAGAGAAGGUCUGACUGACAGUGAGCCUUAUUAAGAACACUGCUACAGUUCUGAAGGGGAAAUAGCAAACUAUGAUUAUAUAUAAAGAUAACUUAGAUUAUAUAGUUAUAGCUAUAAAAUGUAUUGACUUUUCUUAAAUUUUCAGUGUGAAGAGAUAUAUUCAGUAGACAUUUCCCGCAUCAUUUUGUUAAUAUCGAACAGCUUGUAGGCAGCCUUUGCUAAAGUUAAUGCAAGCACACAGUUCCCUGUUUGCUACUUCAAUGCCCGAGACGUGGAGUGGCUGCUUGAGUUGAUGGGCGUCAAGGAUCCAGGGACCGUGGAACAACUGUAACCCUUUGGGGGCAGGAGGGAGGGGCUUCUAGGGCUGUGAGGAGGGAACUGCAAGUGCCUGGGACCAGAGUGGCCUCUAGCCCUGGAAUUGAACACUUGUAAAUCUGAAGAGCCUUGGCUCAAGAAAUACCAUGUGCCAGGCUUUCCAGGAAGGUGGCCUGCCCGACCGUGACGCAACAGAAGAGCAUGGGCAGGCUUACAGGUGGAUGGACCUGAGUUCAAGUCGUCACUCAGCUUUUCAUAAUUGUGUAGAGUGACCUUCACCAAGCAAUUUAACUUCCUCUCAGCCACAGUUUUCUUCAUCUCUGAAAUGUGGCCUGGAAGACUAUUUCUGGGAUUAAAUGAGGAUUUAAAGGAACAGAAGUGCUUUAGGCUCAGGAUGGACCCUACAGAGCAGUGGUGGUUUCUUAAUUGCUAAAUAGUCUGUUUACACUCUAGGAAAAGUGAAUGAAGAGGUAAAAGGAAGGACAUUAGGGGACAAAUUAAAGAGAUGAUGUUGACUGUUGGGAUGGGUGGAUAUAUUUUGUGUUUUCCGAUUUUAUUUUCUUAUUACUUUACUGUGUUAUUUCUAGAAUCUUUAAUGUUUUAAACCUCUUUUAUAAAAUUCAAUGAUAACCAAUAGAAUUCCAUUCUUUGCAGAAGUUAACUUAUCUCCAUGAAAAGUGGCUGAAAAUAUUGUUUAUCAUUACAUAAUUAUCAAAUGACUGUGAAGAAUAUAAAAUUUGAACUUAGUGACUUAACUGGUCACUGCCUUGCUAACUCUGCUGUAAUUUUUUUAAACGUCUUGUUUUUAAUAUAGCAGACUAUCUCAAUACCGGCUGGAUUAGGUUGAAUAAAGAAUUUUUAUGUUCA
Messenger RNA from Carlito syrichta (Philippine tarsier), 5372 nucleotides. RefSeq names its product membrane associated ring-CH-type finger 5 (gene MARCHF5). Lineage: Eukaryota; Metazoa; Chordata; Mammalia; Primates; Tarsiidae. The transcript has 5 exons. Bases 3 to 617 code for a protein of 204 amino acids. The record is from RefSeq and is a predicted model, not a curated record.